CCUCACCAACCCUAAGGACAUCUUCCAGCAUAACAUGUGGGAUCAUGUUCAGUGGUCACCAGAGGAGAUGGAAGAAGCCAGACAAAAAGCAGAGGAGAACUCCAGAGAACAGAUUCCAAUAGAAGAACAAGGUUUUCCACUAGGUUUUUGAACGUGACUGUGGGGAUUUGUGCUCAUUCAGCCACAAGAGCAUUAGUGAAGUCAGGCACUGAUGUUGAGAGAGGAGGCCUGGGAUGUAGUCGGCGUUCCAGUUCAUCCUAAAUUCGGCGUUCCAGUUCUUCCACUUCAGUCUUGGUAAAUCAUGUCUUCAUGGACCUCGCUUUGUGCACAGGAGCAUUGUCGUGCUGCAACAUGUUUGGACCCCUUAGCUCCAGAGAAAGGAAAUCUUAAAGUUACAGCAAACAAAGACAAUCUAGACAAUUGUGUGCUUCCAACUUUGUGGCAACAGUUUGGAGAAGAACCACAUAUGGGUGUGAUGGUCAGGUGUCCACAAACCUUUGGCCGUGGACAGCAGUUUGUGCAGUUUAAGCCAUUUGUAUGCUUUCCAGUCAGGUAUGACAGAGACGCUAACAAAUAUUGGGACAGAUUUUACGAAAUGCAUCAAAACAAGUUCUUCAAAAAUCGUCAGUGGCUUUUCUCUGAGUUUCCCGAGCUCUUGCCCCAGGGCUGUGACACAAGUCGUACCCCAGAAGGUCAGGAGGCUUCAGCGCCAGCAUAUCCUGAGUUAAGAGAAACUCAGCACAGCAGGUUGGAAAGCCAAAAGGGAGACGAUCACAUUCCCAACCAUGAUGUACUGAGAGAGAAGCAGCACACUGAUUACCUUUCUGCAGUGCACUCUCAAGAAGCUGCUGCUUUUCCUGGUCAACAUGCUUCUUUCAGAAUACUGGAGGUGGGCUGUGGUGCAGGCAACAGUGUAUUCCCUAUCAUCAACGCCAUCAGGGGCAGUGAUGCAUUCCUGUACUGCUUUGACUUUUCUUCCAGAGCAAUCCAACUUGUCAAGGAGCAUCCAGACUACGAUCCUGCAGUGUGCCAUGCAUUUGUGCAAGACAUUUGUGAUGAUGUGUCCAUGUUUCCCUUUCCUCAGGAGAGUCUUGAUGUUAUUGUUGUGGUGUUUGUGCUCUCCUCCAUUCACCCUGAGAGCAGGAUGCAAAGAGUGCUUAAUCGUCUGGCAAGCUACCUGAAGCACGGAGGAACCAUCCUGUUCAGAGAUUAUGGCAGAUAUGAUCUGGCUCAGCUGCGAUUCAAAAAAGGGCAGUGUCUGUCUGAAAAUUUCUACACACGACAAGAUGGAACCUGCGUAUAUUUCUUUAUGAAAGAUGAGGUCCAUCAGUUGUUCACUAAUGCCGGUUUGGAGGAGGUUCAGAACCUGGAAGACAGGAGACUUCAGGUGAACCGAGGAAAGAAAGUAGUGAUGCAUAGAGUAUGGAUGCAGAGCAAGUACCGAAAACCUUCCAGAGUACCGAUAUCCUAGACCUCUCAACACCAGGAAGCUGACCACUGGGACUGCUUAUGUGGAAGCAUAUAAGCAUAUACGGACAUAAAAUAACCAUGAUGGAAAUACAAACAUGGAUUUAGUGGUUUGUCUGUGAAUUAAUUCACGUCUGUCAGUGAGUGGUGUAAAAGGGGGUAUUAAGUGAACUGGCCACAAGCUGGAAAGAAAUGAGAAAAGUCAGUGCAAGGGAUCAUUUAACUUAUUUUUCAAAGUAGAUACUGAAUUUUACCAAAUACAUGAUUGUUAUUUUACUAAUGUGUUAUUUUAUUUAUGUGAAUAAAGACAGUUCAAUUCAAUUCAGUUUUUUGUAUAGCACUUUUAACAAUGCACAUUGUCACAAAGCAGCUUUACGGAAAUAAAUACAAUCAAAUUAAAUUAAA
This is a messenger RNA of Pangasianodon hypophthalmus (striped catfish), 1872 nucleotides long. RefSeq names its product methyltransferase 8, methylcytidine (gene mettl8). Lineage: Eukaryota; Metazoa; Chordata; Actinopteri; Siluriformes; Pangasiidae. The record is from RefSeq and is a predicted model, not a curated record. The transcript has 9 exons. Gene Ontology annotation, molecular function: tRNA (cytidine-N3)-methyltransferase activity. The coding region runs from base 302 to 1471 and encodes 389 amino acids.